AUGGGCGGCCUAGGCAAGACUUACCUUCUGCAAAAUGUCUACAAUUUCACCAAAGACAGGUUUGAGAAAUCCAUCUGGCUUUCAAUUUCGCAGUCAUUUUCUAUUUCCAAGUUGCAACAUGACAUAGCAUCUCACUUAGAUAUAAAGGAUAAAAUUCAUGGAGUGUCAGAACAAAGAGCGGAGGAAUUGAUUAAUGCCCACUUGAAAGAAAAGAAAAUUCUCAUUGUUCUAGAUGAUGUAUGGAAGCCCGUAAAUGAGGACAAUUUCAUAGAGAGACUUGGUUUGACAAUUGGGCAUAACUUCAAACUUGUGAUCACAACUAGAAACAAAGAAGUUUGCAGAAAUGUGAAGGCAGAAAUUUAUGAGAUGGAAUGUUUGAGUGAAGAAGAAAGUUGGAAACUGUUUUGUAUUUAUGGGUUUCCAGAGUAUGAGGGAAACAGAGCACCUGAGCACCUUCUGGAUGUAGCUCGCAAGGUUGCAAAGGAAUGUGGAAACCUGCCCUUGGCCAUCAAGACAACUGCAGCAUCUCUUGCAGGCGCCACACUCCCCAGGGAACGGAAUUCCAAAUUAAGGUAG
Cryptomeria japonica (Japanese cedar) is the source of this 576-nucleotide messenger RNA. Its product is annotated as disease resistance protein At4g27190-like. Gene Ontology annotation, biological process: defense response to fungus. The transcript has a single exon. Bases 1 to 576 code for a protein of 191 amino acids. NCBI's taxonomy places the organism in Eukaryota, Viridiplantae, Streptophyta, Pinopsida, Cupressales, Cupressaceae. The record is from RefSeq and is a predicted model, not a curated record. Gene Ontology annotation, molecular function: ADP binding.